This is a messenger RNA of Aspergillus niger, 426 nucleotides long. RefSeq lists its product as hypothetical. The record is from RefSeq and is a predicted model, not a curated record. NCBI's taxonomy places the organism in Eukaryota, Fungi, Ascomycota, Eurotiomycetes, Eurotiales, Aspergillaceae. The coding region runs from base 1 to 426 and encodes 141 amino acids. The transcript has 3 exons.
AUGCGCAUACUUCCCCUCGACAUAAUACCUUUAAGCACGCGAAUUCCAUUGGCAGGUCCGCUCUCGGUUGUUGACGUGUCUUGCCCCGCCAUGUCCACUGAAGAUCUCGGCGGUCAUCUGCACGGUAGAUGGGAAGGCCAUGAUAACCGUAAAUGGAAGCUUAUGAAUUAUGCUUACGAAGCUCGAAUCAUCGAAGCGCAAGGGCCAUCUCGGGGCAUCGCAGCUACCCCUGGUCUGUGCAGGUCAAACCGCUGUCACACAUCACGAAUCCCAAGGACGGCUUCCCCGCAUUCCACGGCAGAGGGCACGUGGAGUAUGGAGGAUCCCGCUAUGACAGGAAAGAGAUGUAAUAGCUUGGAAAGAACUCCGCAGUUGAUAGAGGACAAUUUCGUGAUUCUCUGGUGUAUCGAGGCGCCAAAACAUUAG